GUAUAAUUCUUUUGAGGAACUUCUGUCUUUAUGGUUUGUUUGGUUGAAAUUUGAAGGGAAGGCAGGAUAUUCAUAUGUAACUCUUCUCUGUUCUAGAGCUCAGUGCAUAGACCAGGCUGACAUCCCACUCAGUGAGAUACAUCUGCCUCUGUCUCCUGAAUUUAGGGAUUAAAGGCGUGACCCAGUACACUCAGCUUGUUCAUUUUUAUUGUACUUAGUAAGUGUUCAUACAGUUUCUCUGAUGUGUACUCAGUACUGUUGAUUUGCUUCUUUGUUUCUUUCUAUGUGUGUUAAUUGGCGUUUCCCUUGCAGGGCUACAUUCUAUUCAGAGAGUACAGUAAUAUCCUUCUAAAAUGACUUGGUGAUUACAGUAGAACUUGUGUCUCAGGAAAUAAGUAGGGAAUGCGCCAGCAUUAUGAAUAUAUUGUCAAUGAAAUCUACAUGUCCUGUGUUGUCAGUAUCAUGAUUUCUGUUUACACAUGUACGGGAUAUUUUAGGAUUCAUUGACCUAUGAUGAUGUGCAUGUGAACUUCACUCGGGAAGAGUGGGCUUUGCUGGAUCCUUCCCAGAAGAAUCUCUACAAAGAUGUGAUGCUGGAGACCUACAUGAACCUCACUGCUGUAGGCUAUAAUUGGAAAGACCACAAUAUUGGAGAACAAUGCCAAGGUUCUAGAAGACAAGGAAGGUAUGAAAAAAGCCAUACUGGAGAGAAACCCUCUGAAUAUACUCAAUGGCUUAAAGCAUUUGCACAUCCCAGUCGUCUUCAAAGGCAUGAAAGAAUUCAUAUUGUACAGAAAUCUUACAAAUGUAGUCAGUGUGAUAAAGCCUUUUCACAACAGUAUAGUCUCCAAAUACAUAAAAAAACACACACUAGAGAGAAACUCUAUGAAUGUAGUCAGCGUGGGAAAUCCUUUGCACAUCACAGUCAUCUUGGAAAACAUGAAGAAAUUCAUACCAGAGAGAAACCCUACGAAUGUACUGAAUGUGGAAAAGCCUUUACACGUCGCACUUGUCUCCAAAGACAUAAAAGAACCCAUACUGGAGAGAAACCCUAUGAAUGCACACAAUGUGGUAAAGCCUUCUCAUGUCCCAGUUACCUCCAAAAACAUAAAAGGACACAUACUGGAGAGAAACGUUAUGAAUGUACUGAAUGUGGAAAAGCCUUUGCACGUCUUCAUGAUCUCCACAUUCAUAAAAGAACACAUACUGGAGAAAAACCCUAUGAAUGCAAGCAAUGUGGUAAAGCCUUUUCAUGUCCCAGGUAUCUCCAAAGACAUAAAAGGACACAUACUGGAGAGAGACCCUAUGAAUGUCCUGAAUGUGGAAAAGCCUUUGCACGUCUUUGUGAUCUCCACAUCCAUAAAAGAACACACACUGGAGAAAAACCCUAUGAAUGCAAGCAAUGUGGUAAAGCCUAUGCAUAUCACAGUUAUCUCCAAAUACAUAAAAGGACACAUACUGGAGAGAAACCCUAUGAAUGUACCGAAUGUGGAAAAGCCUUUGCACGUCUUUGUUAUCUCCAAAUGCAUAAAAGAACACAUACUGGAGAAAAACCCUAUGAAUGCAAGCAAUGUGGUAAAGCCUUUGCGUAUCACAGUUAUCUCCAAAUACAUAAUAGAACACAUACAGGAGAGAAACGCUAUGGAUGUCCUGAAUGUGGAAAAGCCUUUGCACGUCUUUAUAAUGUCCACAUUCAUAAAAGAGCACAUACUGGAGAAAAACCCUAUGAAUGCAAGCAAUGUGGUAAAGUCUUUGCAUAUCACAGUAAUCUCCGAAUACAUAAAAGAACACAUACUGCAGAGAAACCCUAUGGAUGUGAUCCAUAUGGUAAAGCCUUUUCAUGUCACAGUGAACUCCUAUAACAUAAAAGAAAAUAUAAUGAAUAAAUGUGAGCUAUAGAAUUAAGCCUGUGCAUGUAGCAGCAGUCUUCAAAAAUCAUGAGAAAAAGCCAUACUGCAGAGAAAAACCUAUAAAUGUAGUCAAUGUGGUAAAAUUUUACACUUCGUGCUAUCUUUAUAUAAGAGUAAAACCUUUAGUGUGUGAUGAGUCUGUUAAAAUCUUUGCAUAUCAAAGUAGUCUUUGAGGCCCUGAAAGGGCUGAGACUGAUUGCAUCCUAUGACUGUAAAGAAUUCGGAAAGACUUUCACCCAACACGUAUUAAGUUAUACAAGAUUAUUUCUUGUGGAGAAGA
Molecule: messenger RNA, 2190 nt
Organism: Acomys russatus (golden spiny mouse)
Lineage: Eukaryota; Metazoa; Chordata; Mammalia; Rodentia; Muridae
Product: zinc finger protein 431-like
Exons: 3
Coding region: 591-1862 (423 amino acids)
Biological process (GO): regulation of transcription by RNA polymerase II
Cellular component (GO): nucleus
Molecular function (GO): RNA polymerase II cis-regulatory region sequence-specific DNA binding; DNA-binding transcription activator activity, RNA polymerase II-specific
Source: RefSeq, a predicted model, not a curated record